AUGGCUCCUUUAAGACCCAUCACCUCUAGUAUCCUCUAUCUUGGGCUGUUACCCUAUGAUUGGAAUGAGACCAUAGUGAAGAGUGUAGUUGCUAACUCAGGGAAUGUGGUCGAUGUGAGAUUAAGUUUUGAUUAUGAAGGUAAAAAUAAAGGAUUUUGUUUUGUUGAAUAUCAAAGUACAAGAGAUGCUUUAAAAGCUGCUCCUUUAUUAAGUCAAAUUGUUAUAAUUCAACCUAAUGGAAAUACCAAAAGAUUAAGAGUUGAAGGAUCUAAAGAAGGCUAUAAAUCAAAUAAUACACCAUCUGAAUUAAAACCAUUAAUAAAUGCUGCACAUUUAAAUAUACCUUCGAAUGUCAGAUUACCACCAGAAAUGAUGAGUGGGAGUAGAAAUAACUCGCCAAUGCCUCCAAAUGUUUCUAUACAUCAAAGAAAUAUGACCCCACCAAUGCAAAGACAUAUGACUCCACCUCAACAACAAAAUUUUAAUCCAAACAUAAAUAAUAAUAAUAAUUUAUCAACAAUAGGACGAGGUGCAAUCCAACCGAUGCCAACGAAACUAACUCAAGCCUCUAAAACUUAUCCAUAUGCUGCAAGUUUACCGUUAUCAACACCCGAUAAAAUUAAUGAAACUUUGAGUAUUAUUCCACCAAUACAAUUAAUAGAGUUGAUUGCAAAUAUGAAAAAUACAAUACAAACAGAUAUAAAUAAAGCUCAAAAUUUUUUUCAAACUAAUCCAAGUUUUGCAUUAUGUGCCGUACAAGUAUUAUCGCUUAUGGGAUUUGUAGAUGAUGAUGUUAUCAAAGAAAGUAUGGAAAGUAUUUCUUCUUCAAGUACACCUCAGCAGCAAUAUCAACAACCUCAACAACAAUACCAGCAACCCCAACAACAAUAUCAACAAUAUCAACAAGGUCAACCGCAGUAUCAGCAAGGUCAACAACAAUAUCAAGGUUUCAAUAAUAUCAACACUUAUACAGGUAACAACAACAAUAAUUCACCAUAUAGUCGACAUCAACAACCUAUCACUGGUUCAAAAUGGCCGCAAUUUCCACAAGAAACUCAACAAAAACUUAUGGCAUUACCACCAGACCAAGCGGAAAAGACUGCCCAAAUUUUGUCUUUGGGAGAAAGUAAUUUAAAAAAUUUAGCACAAGAGGCCAAGUAUAGAAUACAAUCAUUACGAACUCAAUAUGGUCUACCAAGAUUUAAUAAUAUUUAA
This is a messenger RNA of Lodderomyces pseudojiufengensis, 1215 nucleotides long. RefSeq names its product cleavage polyadenylation factor subunit. NCBI's taxonomy places the organism in Eukaryota, Fungi, Ascomycota, Pichiomycetes, Serinales, Debaryomycetaceae. Gene Ontology annotation, molecular function: mRNA binding. The coding region runs from base 1 to 1215 and encodes 404 amino acids. Gene Ontology annotation, cellular component: mRNA cleavage and polyadenylation specificity factor complex. The transcript has a single exon. The record is from RefSeq and is a predicted model, not a curated record.